AUGGUGAUCAUGGGUAAAUUUCAAUAUUUUGCUGUUUUUGUUGCACUUGCUACUUGCCAUAAUUUUCUACCGAGUCAUGCAUGGCAAGGAAAUAAAGGCAACGAACCAGCAUUCCCCGCUAAGCAAACUUACAGAGUGGCGGAGAAGAGUCCCCAACCUCUUAAAGCCAGUGUUAGUAAUGUUCCUGCUCCAACAUCAGAGAAGAAAGAAGACUCCACAGUCACACCUAAGAAUGGUGUUGGGAGUUUUGGGUAUUCAGUUGCAGCUUACACAAAUGCUUUCCGACCCACAACACCAGGGAACAGUCCUGGCGUAGGUCACCGAAAAUUUGCACCAGAAGAUAAAGAUAUGAAAGCAAAGGAGGUAGUUCACAGUCCUAAUGUUAAAUAUGUUACUGAGGGGACAACAAAUGGUUUCAAACCCACAAACCCUGGUCACAGUCCUGGUGUUGGUCAUUCUCAGCAAAAUUAA
This is a messenger RNA of Sphenostylis stenocarpa, 471 nucleotides long. The record is from the annotation of a GenBank genome assembly. NCBI's taxonomy places the organism in Eukaryota, Viridiplantae, Streptophyta, Magnoliopsida, Fabales, Fabaceae.